Messenger RNA from Labeo rohita (rohu), 10406 nucleotides. RefSeq names its product argonaute RISC catalytic component 2 (gene ago2). Gene Ontology annotation, cellular component: RISC complex. The transcript has 20 exons. Gene Ontology annotation, molecular function: RNA binding; protein binding; endoribonuclease activity, cleaving siRNA-paired mRNA. Gene Ontology annotation, biological process: regulatory ncRNA-mediated gene silencing; regulation of DNA-templated transcription. The coding region runs from base 382 to 3000 and encodes 872 amino acids. The record is from RefSeq and is a predicted model, not a curated record. NCBI's taxonomy places the organism in Eukaryota, Metazoa, Chordata, Actinopteri, Cypriniformes, Cyprinidae.
AUUUAGACGUUGUUAAAUUAAAUUUAAUGAACGUUUUGUUACUACGCUCGAUAAUUUGAAUAAAUAUAUUAAAUAAAGCAUAAGGCGACGCUGAGAUACCGCACACAUAUGUUAGCGUCUAUUUCCUUUCGUUUUGAAGCAGUGGAAGUGUGUGAGUGUCGGGUAAAUAGGCGCUAGUGCUGCGAAGGGGGGAUGGGAUGGGGCCACUCAGAGCUCUCGUGCUCCACUAACUCACCGCGCUCAUUAAUCUCAGUUUUCUCCUUUAUAUCGAUGCUGUUUUAAAUUAAAAUCCAUAUUUCCCGUUACCGCAUGUUUUACGUGGCAUCGGAAAAGCAAAAAGUCUCGGUCUGCGAUUGAAUUUGGGUGCAGAAAGCGUUUAAAAUGUAUCCCAUUGGAGCAGCUGGUGCUGCUGAGCUGUGUCAGGGACAUCAGUCUUCAGGGUCAGAUGUUUCUGCUCCCCUGUCUCCUCCAGCACAAGAGUAUGUCUUCAAACCACCUCAACGGCCAGACUUUGGCACAAUGGGUAGGACAAUCAAGCUUCAGGCCAACUUCUUUGAAAUGGAAAUACCCAAGUUGGAGGUGUACCAUUACGACAUAGACAUAAAACCCGAGAAAUGCCCACGGAGAGUUAACCGGGAAAUCGUUGAGCACAUGGUCCAGCACUUUAAGACGCAGAUCUUUGGAGAUCGAAAGCCUGUGUAUGAUGGAAGGAAGAAUCUCUACACUGCCAUGCCUUUACCCAUUGGAAGAGACAAAGUGGAGCUGGAGGUCACGAUUCCAGGGGAGGGAAAAGACAGGAGCUUUAAAGUAGCUAUAAAAUGGGUGUCCUGUGUGAGUCUGCAAGCUCUACAUGAAGCACUGUCUGGACGGCUACCAAACAUCCCUUUUGAGACCAUUCAGGCUCUGGACGUUGUCAUGAGACAUUUGCCCUCUAUGAGGUACACCCCAGUCGGACGUUCAUUCUUCACUCCCUCUGAGGGCUGCUCCAACCCCCUCGGUGGAGGACGAGAAGUUUGGUUUGGCUUCCAUCAGUCUGUUCGACCCUCCCUCUGGAAGAUGAUGCUCAACAUUGACGUGUCUGCCACUGCAUUCUACAAAGCUCAACCUGUGAUUGAAUUUAUGUGUGAGGUUUUGGAUUUUAAAAGCAUUGAAGAGCAACAGAAGCCAUUAACAGAUUCCCAGAGAGUGAAGUUUACCAAGGAAAUCAAAGGUCUGAAGGUUGAAAUCACUCACUGUGGACAGAUGAAGAGAAAAUACAGGGUGUGUAAUGUGACUAGGAGGCCAGCCAGCCAUCAAACGUUUCCCUUGCAGCAAGAGAAUGGUCAGACCAUUGAAUGCACUGUCGCCCAGUACUUCAAGGAUAAGUACAAACUGGUGCUGCGAUAUCCACAUCUCCCAUGUUUACAAGUUGGCCAGGAGCAGAAACACACCUACCUUCCGCUGGAGGUCUGUAACAUAGUAGCCGGACAGAGGUGCAUCAAGAAACUGACAGACAAUCAGACCUCCACUAUGAUACGUGCCACAGCCAGGUCUGCGCCUGACCGUCAGGAUGAGAUCAGCAAACUGAUGAGAAGUGCCAACUUCAACACCGAUCCUUAUGUGCGUGAGUUUGGCGUUAUGGUAAGAGACGAGAUGACUGAGGUCAAUGGUCGGGUCCUUCAGGCACCUUCAAUUCUCUAUGGUGGAAGGAACAAAGCAAUAGCAACCCCAGUCCAGGGUGUAUGGGACAUGAGGAACAAGCAGUUCCACACAGGAAUUGAGAUCAAAGUGUGGGCUAUUGCCUGCUUUGCCCCACAAAGACAGUGUACAGAACUUCUUCUGAAGGCAUUUACUGAUCAGCUCCGUAAGAUAUCACGUGAUGCUGGGAUGCCCAUUCAGGGCCAGCCGUGCUUUUGCAAAUAUGCCCAGGGAGCAGACAGUGUGGAGCCCAUGUUUAAACACCUCAAGUACACUUACCAAGGCUUACAGUUGGUGGUGGUCAUCCUACCUGGGAAGACUCCUGUUUAUGCUGAGGUGAAGCGUGUUGGAGACACUGUUCUUGGCAUGGCCACGCAGUGUGUCCAGGUGAAGAAUGUACAGAAGACCACACCUCAGACCCUUUCCAACCUCUGCCUCAAGAUUAAUGUCAAACUGGGUGGAGUCAACAACAUUCUUCUUCCACAGGGCAGGCCCUUGGUGUUUCAGCAACCAGUCAUCUUUCUGGGUGCAGAUGUGACUCAUCCACCAGCUGGUGAUGGCAAGAAACCCUCAAUUGCUGCUGUUGUUGGCAGUAUGGAUGCCCACCCAAGCCGAUACUGUGCCACGGUGCGGGUGCAGCAGCACCGUCAGGACAUCAUUCAGGAUCUGGCCACCAUGGUGAGAGAGCUGCUUAUCCAGUUCUACAAAUCCACACGUUUCAAACCAACACGCAUCAUCUACUAUAGAGACGGCAUCUCAGAGGGCCAGUUCAACCAGGUUCUACAGCAUGAACUUCUGGCUAUUCGUGAGGCCUGCAUCAAGCUGGAGAAAGAUUAUCAACCAGGAAUCACCUUCGUAGUAGUGCAGAAGAGACACCACACCAGGCUCUUCUGCAUGGAUAGGAAUGAGCGGGUUGGAAAGAGUGGCAACAUCCCUGCUGGCACCACAGUUGACACCAAAAUUACUCAUCCAUCUGAGUUUGACUUUUAUCUUUGCAGUCACGCCGGAAUUCAGGGAACCAGCAGGCCGUCCCACUAUCACGUGCUGUGGGAUGACAACCAUUUCACCUCUGAUGAGCUGCAGGUCCUCACAUACCAGCUGUGCCACACCUAUGUGCGCUGCACCCGCUCUGUCUCCAUUCCUGCACCAGCCUACUAUGCCCACCUGGUGGCGUUCCGUGCUCGCUACCACUUGGUUGACAAAGAACAUGACAGUGCUGAGGGCAGUCACACAUCAGGUCAGAGUAAUGGCAGAGACCAUCAAGCCCUGGCCAAAGCUGUGCAGAUCCACCAGGACACACUGCGCACCAUGUACUUCGCCUGAACAUAGCCAGAAACAAGCCCUACAUCCUGAAAACAGCACGGUGUGUGUGUGUCUGUGUGUAUUUUUAUGUGUUUGCCUCAGUUGUAUAAAUGAGAACCUUCAAACGGGGGGGAAACCCCCCCGAGAAUCGCCAUGCUGUUAGGUUUCCAAUUGCCCAUGUAGUCAGUUUUCAUACAUACUAAAUAUCCAUGAUUUUUAGAACUGUAAUAUGUGAAUUUAUUAAUUUAUCUUUUUUCUUUUUUUUUGGAGGGCAUGGUUAUGUGUCCCUGUUGUACAUGUGCAUGUCAGAUUAGAGGUUAACACAUGUUUACAUAGUCAGUCCAAAAAUUCAGACUAUUUUUACACUGAAAGUUACAUUUGCAUCCGGGUGGGCUUGAUUCAAUCCUAUUGCCAAGGCUGGUGAUGGAGACUGUUGAACAGUAGUUUUUACAAACUCAUCAAACCAAUGGGUUCGGGUUAGUUUAGGACAACACAGAUCAGGUUCAGGGGUUGUGGGGAUGCAGUUUCCACAGCUAAAUUAUUUAUCAGCAAAAGCAAGUGCACUGACCAGAUGGGGACUUCAGGACAAAAGUACUUAUCCUGUUUUGUUUCAUUUAUUUGUGCUAAUAUGAUUUUUUUUUUAUCGUGGUGUCAUUUAUUGUUUAUUCCUGGGCUCAGUCAUCCUACUGUACCUGUCCGCCAACGACAUGAUCGAAUGAGCGCUAUCACGUGCUUUGCAUCAUGAAAUUUGAACACAGUAUGUGCAGAAUCAAGAAUGCAUUUGGAAGUUAGAAUGUAGGAAUUGUUCUGACAAUCAGCUUUAGGCGCUCUGCCGCUCAUGUGAGACUGGUUCUCAUCAGUGACGCCCUCCGUUUGCCUGUGCCAGGGUUCUCAGUGUGGAAACAGCUCUGUAAUGGAUAAAUGUCAUGAAAAGUACUAAUAGCAUUUGGAUGAUGAGAUUAUCUUGUACGUACUUUAAAUUCUACUGCCAUAAGCAUUUGUCUUAUUCGCUGUGAUUGUAACCUAAGGUUUCAGUGGGUUGGGUGUUUGAGUUAAAACAUCAAAACUCCUUUACAUAACUUUUUAAGCACCUGUUUUGAAAUUUUCAGUUUGAUGUUGUCAAAAAUCUUCCCCACAAAGCUAGUUUUGUGCUGAAUAUUGAAGCUUUGUGAUUUGCUCGGUUCUGUGCGCUGUUUCCAACGGUGGAGUUUGACUGUACUAUGCUGGCCAGGUUUAAAGCUGUCAUCGCACUCCAGCUGGCCAUUCAGGCAAAUCGAGCCUUUUUUGUUUUUUUUGAAAGAAUAAUACACAUACAAUUGCAUUGACACAAAGUCAGAGUGAAAAUUUCAUACGAACUUCAAAUGCACCUUAGUAGUUUUUCUUUCUUUUCUUUAUUUUUUUUUAUUUUUUUUUUUAAAAACCAAGAAUCUCUAGCUUAUAACUUAGAGGUUUCCAUGAGAAUAUUACAAAUCCCUUUUUAACACUCACGAUACAUUUUUUUUUUUUUUUUUUUUUUUUAGAGAUAUUAUCCUAAAUAAAUCUAGUUUUUCUUUUAGAGACCUUUUGUAGAGUCAGUUUUGGGCCGUUAGGCAGGGGUUGUUUGCUUUUUAUUGCUUAACCGAAUAGAAACAUUUUAGUAUGCGCAAUACAACUUAAUGAAACAACUUAAUAUGCGCAAUACAUUUUAUGUGUCGGUAAACUGUUUUCAUGUAAACAGUUUUAUCCCUUCUAAAGCAUAUCAUGAUGUAUAGUGAGUCUUGUUAGUUAAUUAACUGUAAGAUCACUUCCCCAAAUCUUCAAUUUUAACUUGAAAUUCUUGAAAUUUUUAACCAUCUUUUUCUAACUAUGCAUUCUUAACCAAGAGAUUUUAGUGGUAUGUUUGUGUAUAUGAAUUAUGAAUAUAGAACAUUUGUAAUGUAGUCAUUUUCACGCUGGGUACUUUUAGUAGUGUAAAUAGUGCAAACCCUGUACCCACUGUAGCAGUAUUAGCUUACAAAAUACUCUAUUUUUAUUAUCAACAAUUGGAUGUUCUUUAUAUGGCUCUCAAUUAUUCCUGUUAGCCGAACAAGAUUACAUAUGUACUUGUAGUUAUUAAUGUCCUACCAUAACUGAAGCACAAUAGGACAUUAGAAUUGUAGGUGCUAGAGUUUAUUCUUGAGACUACCAUUUUUUUAAUAUCUUGUUUAACUUCAACUUUUAAACAAGAAUCACAGGCUGAUCAGAGAGCUUAAUGGGUUUUUGAUCUGGUGAAAUCUGACACCCUGACCCUCUUUUUCUAAACCCAACAGACUGUGUAUAAGGGGCAUUUUAAUUUACCUUCAAAUACUUGACUAGAGUUAUGUCGUUAUUUGGCGCUGAUCUCGUAACUCGUGAAAGUAGAUGCACUUUGAAGAGCAAUGGACACAGACCCCUAGCUCCGGUGUGUUAUCUGGGUGCAGUUGUGUGGAAAUGACUAGAUGUCCUACCUCUUGUUACCUGUUACUUGUAUUAUGGUAACAUUACCGCACUGGUCAUUUCCUCAUAAUUGCACACGUGGGGAACGUCGUCUUUUCGUCCCUCUGAAAGUGAAAGUGGUAGAUGUCACAGAAAAUCUUGAACACUUGCUCUACAAUGGCAUCUUUAGUUCAUAUUUGUUCAGAGGACAUACCUGCUGCCAUUUAGCCUGAUAGAUGAUUUAGCAAUGGUGUUGUUUUAUUAUGAUAGUUUUAAGCUAUGUAUUCAAAGCUACAACUGAGUGCUGCGAGUUUCAGAUGUCAAACAUUUGAUGUUUCACAAGUCAGACAUGAAUCCAAAAAAUCGUUUUAUGCUUUCCGUGAAUAAGUGGCUUAAUGCUUUAAAUGUGCGCCGUAAGCUAUAAAAAUGUUUGUAAAUGUUGGGUGUGAAUUCCAAUUUUCUCAUUUCCUGUCCUUUUUAAAUUGCAGCGCGUCGUCGCUUUAUCCAUAUACUUGUUUGAAUGUGUGUGUUACUUAGGUUUCCUGUUUUAUUUCUUAACUUUGAUAGUAUUUAUCAUAUAGCAUCAGAAACAUGAGAUGAAAUCAUUGCUCAAACUACUUCUUAUAGAUAUUCUCUGGAACAAUCUGAUUUUUUUUUUUUUUUUUAAUUAAAAUUUUAAACCCUUCUUUUCAUCCUCAUGACCUGCUUUAGUUAUAUGUUUUUAGAAGUUGGUGAGUUUUAGUAUUUUAACCUCUUUGAAAUCAGCACCUUAGUCAAAGGUCUACAACAUAUGCAAUUUCUCAAGUAUGAAAUAUGAGAUGUUUUUGCACUAUAUCAGAAGAGGUGUUACUAAUUUGCAUACUGGUGGACAGAUUGUAAGGUUAUAGAGGAGAACCGUCAAUAUUUGAACAGUCUUGGCCUUUUUAUUUUCCUUCAUAUACAAUCAUAUUGGCACUAAACUAUUAAAAGUCGACAGACAUAAGGUCUUGAGUUCUUACACUAUGCAAAAACUCAUGUCCGUUCAGAACCGUCACUCUGUUUAUACGUAGGGGUCAAAAGGUCAGAUUUUGUGUUAAGUCUGUCUUACAUACCAAAUUGAGUUAGGGACUUGUAAGUCCCGCUUGUGUUUGUUGUUUUUUUUGUUGUUUUUAUUAAUUUCAUUCCCUCCUUCCACAACACAGUCAGCUAAUAAGGACAUAAGGAAUCUGAUGCAAAAUAAAUCCGUUCAAAUAUCCGUGAAUGCAAUUAUAAUGGAAGCCCAGGAUCAAGGGAGGAGAAUGAAGCGCGGUGCUGGUUUUGUAGAAAUUGUCAUGUUAAUCUAUGCUGCAGCAUCUGUUUCAAUUCUUACGAGGCAUAUACAGUGUUAGCUGAAUUGAAAUGGUGCCUCUAUUUCCCUGGAAACUUUGAGUUAUUUAUCAAUGCCAUUAUGUGUGUCUCUUGCGUCGUUAUUUCUAGUUUUAUCUUUUGCUGCUUGAGUGAAGCUUGUAUAUUGCUUGAAGUGUUUUUCGAGCUCUGUGUGGGGUUACAGUGUCCACAUGCCUCUUCACUUUACACCUUAUGGUUUGAAUAAAACUAGUUAGCCGUUUGAUUCUCAGUUGGUGCCCCGAUGAAACUUUUUCCUAUUUAAAAAAUGCCAGUCUUGUCAAAAAAUAGUCCCCCCCCAGCUUGAUGAUCAGAGGUGGUCUUUUAACCUUAAGAAAUUGUACUAAUGUAUUUGCAUUAGAACUUUGCACUAUAGUGUUCUGAAGCAGAAAUGUAAGCCUCUUUCUACAUACCAUGGUAGUUUUGUUACUGUACUCUUCGCUUUUUGAUUCCUAAGGUGGCGAGUUUAAAAUACGCCACCUUAUGGUCUGCUAAAACCAUAAGGAUACAAACGAACAGUUUGAAUGUAUUUCAUACACCUGCAUACUGGUUAUAAACCACAUCCAUGUUAUUUUCAUCUGUUUGCUCCACUUUGUUUUAUGCAUACACAUUCAAAGCAGCAUUGAAUCGUUGGGCUUUUAUCCAUGCAACUGUAUCUCACCAGUCAUGGUUGUAAUGUACUAAAUUAACAGAUAUGGGCAGUUGAUUCAGAAUACACACUGGCGCAAAGAUCCUCAUAUCGCUGACGUUCGUGGUGCUGUACUGUAAAAAGUGUACAUAAGGCAACGUUUUGGUGUUUAGUGCUUUUUGCCAUGUAUGUUUGCUGGAAUUUCUAACCUGUUAAAGGGUUUCUGAGCUAUACUAUAACACCCAUGUUCAUGUAACAACCCAAUAAGCCAAAUUCAUUUAAUUUGAAGCCCUUUUGCUUUACCAGCAAACUCUCUGUGGUGGUCCCGUAAUCAUGACAGUGGUACUUGCUGAGCCUCAGUUCAUUGUGUGCACAAACUAAACCGAUCUAGUCAGAUUACAGGUCAGUUGCCGUUCAGCUAAGGGUGUGAUGGCAUACAAGUGUUUAAAAACACUUUUUAGGAUAUUAUUUCCCCUUCUAAGUGUAAUCGAUGACCAAAAUUGUGAGGGAUAAAAAUAUCGUAAAGUAUUCCUAAAAAAAAAAAAAAAAAAAAAAAAAAAGAGCACAGUUCCAUUAGUUCAUUACAUGCUAAUAUGUUAUUUAUUCAAAUAGGAGCUUGGAAAUGGGGUCUUGUGACUGAUUUAUUGGAAUAAUUGAGAGCUUCAUCAUGACCUGGCUUUUUAAACCAACUUUGAAAAACUACCUCAAUAGUGUCAGGUGCUAACAUUAAAAUAUCCCUUAUAUGUAUAUGUGCUCAUGACAAAGAACAAUAAUUGUGACCAAACAACACAAGCCUAUACUGUGUAUUAAGUGUUUAGUUUUCUUUCGUUUUCUUUUUUUUUUUUUUUUUUUAAACCGAUUUUAAAUGUAUGGUGGAUCAACAUGAGGGAUGUUUCAGCAUGUAACAAAAUUGCAGGGGACCAAAAUAAAUUUUUAAAGUUUCCCUUUUUAAAAUGUAGUGAGAGAUACUCAUCAGCUUUUAGAGGUUCGUUAAAAUCAUUUUCCAUUGAGCUGUGUCUAUGGAGAACAAGUCAGGCCAAGAUAAUUGCCAAAACAUGGUGGUUGAGUUGUAGUUAAGGAUCUGGACUGAGUUGAGUUGAGUUGAUCUGGUUUGUGGCAGUGUCAUCCCCAUGUCCGUCACUAGCAUUGUGCCAUAUUAUGGAUAACAAACUGGACAAGAAGUGUCCAAUGACCACUGCUCUGUUUAAUGUAUGUUUGGAGGAAACUGACAAGAUUUUCUUACGAAGCAGCUUGUCAAUCUGUGUCAAAUGGCAAUUUACUCAUCGUUGAGCUUUACUGUCUUUGGAGUGCUAGCAUUAUACUUGAUUCCUUUACUUGAUUUCUAUCCAGUAUUGCAAUAAAGAUGUUUCGCACUCAUUAGAUCCUGAUCCGUUUGAUUUGAAAGUUCCACGGCGAGUCUGCGAUAAGCUAUUUGUAUUUAAAUAUUGUCAUGCGAGACUUUGUAUUUACCUUGCUACAUUUUAUGAAGGGAAUUGAUUCGAUGUCUCUCAGACUCUGAUUAAGGAUGCGUCCUAAUACACUGGCAUUUGAGUUUUUGAGAGGUAAAUAUUAAGGUACAAAAAGGUUGUAUGGAAAUCAUUCAGAAUCUUGUUUUUCAUCAAUGAGCUUAAAAACGUCCAGCGUGUUGUUUCUUUUUUUUUCGUUGUGUACGUGUGCCUUUUUUUUAAAACUCUCCCACCCCUGAUCGAGGGACUAUCCUUUUGAUUUGAUACUCAGCGCCACAUUGAAUAAUUUGUACAUUUAUCAUGCAACCUCGAGUGAAUGCUGCAUAGAAUGAUCAGUAUUUGUAUUUUGCACUUUCUAAGCAGUUUUAAAGGAUGCCCUGUUGUAAUUGGGCACACAGACUAUUUAAGACGAGGUAUUUUCUGCUACAAUAGGAAUUCUAAGGAACCAUAUGACUUCGAAAAUAAAGUGUAUAGAUGUGAAGUACCUCAUAAGCCUGAUAAAUGCUGCAUAAACUUCAUUUAUUGUUCUUUUGUGAACCUCAUUUCAAACAAUUUCCCCUAUAGGGAGGUUUGACGCCCACAAGCCGUGCAAGCGCCUUUGGAAUUAUGAGCCGCUGUUUAAAAGUUUAGCAGUGAUGCACAUCGAAUGCAAUUCUGACAGAUUUUCAGUCACAUUCACUGACAUGGUAGAAUAUUACAGAGCCUUUAGCUUUAUCACGACUAUUAAAUGUGUAGUGACGUCUCGCAGUUAAAAAGUUACAGUUGACUCAGGUAUCGCCAUUAAGGGCUGUAUCUGCUUUUGCCUCUCGUCCUCGAUCCCCCUCACCUGUGUCUUAAUGUAGCCUUAGAACUGCAUUUACGGAUGGGAAAUAAAGAAUAUCUGGCCUUAAAAUAUGCACUAUUAACCACAACAUGCAAGUCACUACAAAUCAGGCCAUACGUUUUUGCCAUAAAACUACCUCCUGAGAAUGUAGGAGUGUCCUGGAACUGACAGAUGGCUUUUUUUGAUUCUCCAAUUUGUAUUCUGUAAGUUGACAAUCAUCUUUUUCUUUUCUCCUUUUUUCCUUUAUUACAAACAGUUGAAACUCCAGGACACUCUAGUUGAUUUUUGUUAUACAUAUAUAUAUUUUUUAAUCAUGUCCAUGCUGAUGGAAAAGCCAAGCGACCAAAGUUUCUGUUCGAAGGUUUUCUUGCACUGCGUUUUGGUGUCAAACCUCCCUCUCACAUCAGCAAUUUAUCUUUCAUUUACCUUGUGUUUGCUCCUUUGUAACAUGCCAAAUUAAAUUUGCUGUCAUUCCUGUCAUGAAAUCUUUCUCAAUUCAUGUGUUCGCAUUCACUGCUAAGCUCCUUGUUGUUGUUUCUUGGUAAUGUAAAGUGUGAGCUUUUUUUUUUUUUCUUUUUUUUUUUAAACAAGUAAAAUUACAAACCAAGAUAUGCUGUAAACCCUGCUAAGACAUAAUGUGAAAACGUAUCAUUUAAUAUAGCUCACUUUCGCUUGACUGUGUAUUGCAUCAUUUAAUAAACUUAAUUUCCUCUGA